This is a messenger RNA of Pseudopipra pipra, 4397 nucleotides long. RefSeq names its product dehydrogenase/reductase 7C (gene DHRS7C). The coding region runs from base 656 to 1591 and encodes 311 amino acids. Gene Ontology annotation, molecular function: oxidoreductase activity, acting on the CH-OH group of donors, NAD or NADP as acceptor. NCBI's taxonomy places the organism in Eukaryota, Metazoa, Chordata, Aves, Passeriformes, Pipridae. The record is from RefSeq and is a predicted model, not a curated record. Gene Ontology annotation, biological process: intracellular calcium ion homeostasis. The transcript is spliced from 8 exons.
UGGCGGGGCGGGCCGAGAGCGCCCAUUGGCCGCGCCGGACGGGGCCAGGCCCCUCCUACCUGGCCUGUCCACGCCCUUCGGUCCUGUUCCGCUCACUGCCCUGGCCCUGCGGGCUUCUGCUUUGGGUCCCGCGCAUCCCGCUCGCCUUCUUUGGGAGGGUCGCUGUGCAACGGGAUCCCCUGGGGAGGGCCCAGGCUGAGGAAGCUGGGGAACGGUUCCCCUCCUCGCCGGGAGUGCCCCUCUCGCCCCUCUCCAUGACGCGGUCUGAGCGGGGGAGGCUGUGUAUCGGGGUGCCGACCUCACCCUGCGCCAGACUGUGGCAUUUGAAGCCUGGCGGAAUGUUGCAGUGGCAACUCACGUGACUGAUGCUCAUCCGUGGUUCUUGCAGGUCCAGAAUCUCAUGGGGCUGUGGAAAGAACAGAGGUCAGGAAAUCACACAGGCGGUGCUGUGAGAUCCAAUUUUUUGUGGGCGAUAAGUGGCUCAGAGGGAAGUGGAGCAUCUACUCUGCAUGCUUGUUGCAUCCCUGAGCUGGAACAAGACAUUCCCAGCAACUGCCAAGGUGUGGCAAGGAAGUGUCCUAGCCUUGCCAUCCAGAGCUGCAGAAACUGAUGUACAUUACAGGACACCGUGACCAUUUUGUACUGGAAAACAGAGAUGGGUAUUCUUGCUGUACUUGCUCUACCAUUGCUUCUCUUAGGGAUCAGUGGAAUUAUUUAUAUUUACCAGUCAGUCAGGUGGCUAUUGUCCAAGUCAGCGGUGCAAAACAAGGUGGUGGUGAUUACGGAUGCCAUUUCUGGACUAGGCAAGGAAUGUUCUCGUGUGUUUCACACAGGAGGAGCAAGGCUUGUGUUGUGUGGCAGGACAUGGGAAAAGUUAGAAGCCUUGUAUGAUGCCUUAAUUAGCGUGACAGACCCCAGUAUGACAUAUGCGCCAAAGCUCAUACUUCUGGAUAUCUCAGACAUAAACUGCAUUCGAGAUGUAGCUAAGGAAAUCCUGAAUUGCUAUGGCUGUGUGGAUAUACUAAUCAACAAUGCAAGUAUGAAGGUGAAAGGAGCAGUGCAGAGCAUUUCAUUGGAACUUGAUAAAAAGAUAAUGGAUGCCAACUAUUUUGGACCUAUAACAUUAACCAAAGCCAUUCUUCCCAACAUGAUCUCAAGAAGAACUGGCCAAAUUGUUCUAAUUAAUAGCAUUCAAGGGAAAAUAGGAAUCCCAUUUCGUGCAGCCUAUGCUGCCUCCAAGCAUGCUGCUGUAGGUUUUUUUGAUUGUCUUAGAGCUGAAAUGGAAGAAUUUGAUAUUUCUGUCAGCACUGUGAAUCCAACUUUCAUCUGUUCGUACCAUCGCCAACCAGCACCUGGCAACUGGGAGGCAUCUAUUUGGAAAUUCUUUUUCAGGAAGGUGGCAUAUGGUGUACACCCAGUGGAGGUAGCAGAGGAAGUCUUGCGCACAGUGAGCAGGAAGAAGCGGGAGGUGCUUAUGGCCAACCCUAUCCCCAGGGCAGCAGUUUACAUUCGAACCUUCUUCCCUGAGCUGUUUUUUGCCAUUGUUGCCUCAGGUAUUAGGGAAAAGCUAAAGACAGAGGAGGAAAAUUGAUUUUGUUCAGUUAUUUUCUCUGGUUUUGACUUGAAAAAAAAAGUUUUUGUUUCCAAUGUCAAUGAUUUCUGCUGCUUGCCGUGGAUAGAAUAAAGCUACUACCACUGACACACAUUCAUCCAUGGAACUUCUGCUCUUCUGGAUUUAGGGAAUAUGAGAUGUCAUUUUUUACAUUAGAACAGUAUGGGGAAAGCCCUACUAGGGACUCUGUCACUGUAUAAUACAGUGAUUCCCAAUAUAAAUCAAAAUUUGGGGACCUGCAGUAACUCACCAGAAUAGUCUGCUAGUGCUAGAACUGAUGGAACUUACAGGAAAAAAGAGAUGGGGAAGUAGGGAUAUGUGGGAGAGAGAGGAGUAAAAACCAAUGGAGAACAGAGUUAGAGCCUGGCUCAGAGUGUUCCUCAGACAUGCUUUUUGGAAGUUCUAACAGGAUAUGCAAAUGGCAAACCCAAUAGGGGCUUAUCUAGUUCAAUAUCUCAUCCACAACAGGAUCCUGGAGUACAUGCUUAAAAAAUAGAGCAGUCUUCCAGGUCCUGGCAUUCUGCUUCACAGUUUGAAACACUCUGUCUCUGCAUUUUUUUAAAAACUAUCAUUUUUUUCACACAAACCUUUCAAAUCCUUAUUUCCCUGAGGAAAUGAACUAGUCAUAUAUAAAAAAAGGCUGCCUUACGUUUACUUUAAAGCUGAUGUCAGGUAAUAUUCUCCUACUUCUUUUAGUGUGAGAGACACAAAAUAAUAGUACUCAAAUCAUUCAAGCCCAAUCAUUCAUGCCCAUCAUACAUUCCAUGCAGUUGCCUGUUUUCCAAAUUGGAGAGCCCUGUAAACUAUUCACUCUCUCUUUGCGAGAAGUCCAGAUUAUCCUUGUUUAUAAUUUUUGGCUUACUGCUUGUUUUUUGUUUUUGUUUUUGUUUUUUUUUAAGAUGGGCAGCCCACAGCUGCAUGCAGCAUUCAAAAUAGAUAAACAAUCUGGAUUCACAGACAAGCAUACAGAUGCUUCCUGGGUUUUUCACUUCUUUUCUUCUUUUGCAUGUCUUAUGCAAAUUCCCUCUUUUGAGACAUUUUUCUGACUUUUUUGACUGCUCCUGAUCAUUGAGUUUCCUUGUCCACUCUGCCAUAUAUCGUAAUUAAUCAUCAUGUCCAACAUAAACACGGUCAUUGUUCAUGUCAAUUGUCUAAAUUCCAUAUAUUCCAAAAAUUCUCUCACUCCUAGUCAUUCUAUGCUCCUCUCCCCAUCACAUUUUCCCAGUUUACGCUGAGGCCUUGCUCUGCCUUUUUAUCUCAUCCUGGGGGCUGAACCAGAAAAUAAACAAAGCUAAUGAAAGGGUGUCCUGAUCUUCAGUUUUACAUCUAAGGGCUUAAAUUCUGUUUCCCAAACCCUCCCCCACCCUUUCUUGUGCCAUCAGUACUCAAAGAGGUCAUGACCGCUUGCAUUUUGUCCUGUCAAAAUGCCUUGUUUGCAGAAUACCUACAAAGGAAAUACCUGCUCUGGAGGCAUGGAACCAAACUGCUCUUGCUGCUACAAGUCCCAUUGCUCAUGUAACUUUCAACAGCAGAUCACUUAUAUACCUCAUUCAUCAGCAGAGUCUCCAAACAUGAACGGAAUUCUGAGGGCAAGGAAAUAUAUGACUAUCAUCUUGCAGGGACAUUAACUUUUUUGCUGUAUCUGUAAUUCAAUUACUUGGACUUCAAGAAACCUGACUCAGGGAGGUAGUUGACCACAGGGGAGAAGUUCCUGCAGUACCUGUUGGAGCUCCAUCUAUUUUCUGUUGUAGCACUGGGGUUUUAUUGUUGUGUGAGUGACUAUACCUUAACUGGGAAGUCAAACAAUGACUUUGUUCAAAAUUUUCUAGCUCCUCACCAGAACUCUACUCCUUCAAACAAAUGGGCAUUUGCUGUGAUCUCAGUUUUACCUGUGUCUGUACCUCAGCAAAAGCCAAGCCCUUCAUAAUUCCACAAAACCCAAAUGUAGUAUAACUGGGUAAUUUAGUCAGAAAAGGAUCAGGAAUCGUAGGACAUCACUGCUAAACAUGAAUCAACAUUUUUUGUAGCUGCCCCAUCCCUGGAAGGCCAGGUUGGGGUGUCCCUGGCCAUGUCAGGGAUUGGAACAAGAUGGUCCCUUCCAACCCUAACAAUUCUCUGAUUUCCUUGAUUUCUACUAUUUUAUUGCUUUGUUGUAAAAACAAGUGGAUUACAUGUUAAAAUAAGCUGAAUAAUUCUUCUGCUCCAUUUUGCAUGUUCUAGAUAUCAGCAGAAAUUUUUCAUGCAACUUCAUUUCAAAAAUGUGAACAGUUCAAGGAGCCACAGUAAAUAGCAAUGAGAGUGACAAAGGUAAAAUAACACCUGUGACCCAUCAAGAAAUUUUUGAAGAACAGAUGUGUUUUAAUCUAGAAAGUAGAAGAAAGAUAUAUCUUAACAGUUUUCAAAUUCCUAAAACGUACUGCCAAGAAGAUAGAAUUAAACAUUUUGCUCGAGUAGGACAAUGUGCUAAAAUUGCUGCAAAGGAGAUUUACAGGGACAGAAUUUUCUGCUAAGAAUAGUUAAGCACAAAGGAUAAAUUGCCAAAGAAAUUUUCAAAUGCCUGUCUUUGCAAGCUUUAAAGAAGAGAUUAAUGAAACAUCUGUAAAAAACCAAUGUAGCUUUAGUUUAUCCUGCCUAAAGGAAAAGAAGGAUUAGAUGACCUUUUAAACAGGUCACACUUUUCUCUUAUUUGAUGUUUUUUUCUCAUCUUGAGAACAAUGUUUCUCCACUGGUAUUUCAGAAGCAGUAUUUUUUUUUUCCUCUGGGGAAAUAAAUUAUUUAAUUUGAA